AUGCGUCUCCUUACCCUUCUAGCCGCGGCCCUCGCCGGCACCGCGCACGCCCUGCCCGCGUCUCUGCUGCUCCAGGCCCGCGGCGAUGCCCCUACCCUUCCCAGCAAAGACUCCUUCUACUUCCCGCAGGGCGACCUCUCCAAGUCGGCGCCGGGCACCAUCCUCUCCCAGCGCGCUCCACCCGCCGCCGUCGCCGCCUUUGGCAUCGUGCCCGCCAAGCUCAACUACACGCAGCAGCUGCUGUACCGCACGAGCGAUAAUCACGGCAACGCCAUCGCGACGGUGGCGACGGUGCUGGUCCCGCACAACGCCGACCUCGGCAAGCUGCUGUCGUACCAGAUUGCCAUCGACGCCGCGUCAAUUGACUGCGCGCCGUCGUACGCGCUGCAGGAGGACUCGGACCGGGGCGCCCUGGCCGGCACGCUGCUCUCGCAGGCCGAGUUCCUGCUCAUCGAGGCCGCGCUGGAGCAGGGGUGGGUGGUCGUGGUGCCCGACUUCCAGGGCCCGCAGUCGUCGUACCUCGCCAACAAGCUCGCGGGGUACGCGACGCUCGACGGUAUCCGCGCCGCGCUGGCGUCGACGGCGUCGACGGGCAUCAUGAGCGACGCCACGGUGACCAUGUGGGGGUACUCGGGCGGCAGCCUGGCGAGCCAGUGGGCGGCGGAGCUGCAGCCGGCGUACGCGCCGGAGCUCAAGAUUGCCGGCGCGGCGGUCGGCGGCACGGUGCCCAACGUGGCCAACGUCAUCAAGGCCAUCAACGGGCAGCCGCUCGCGGGCUUCAUCCCGACGGGCGUGCUGGGCCUGGCGUCGCAGUACCCGGCGGCCGGGCCGCUCGUCGACGCGGCGCUCAAGCCCGAGUCGAAAGCGCUCUUUUACUCGCCGCUGAAGCAGUGCCUGACGGCCAACGCGGCGGCCUUUCUGUUCAAGGACGUGCUGGGCAUGUUUACCGACCGCAACUUUUUGCUGACGAAUGAGGUGCUGGUGGGCAUCACAGAGGAAAACAGCCUGGUGGGCAAGACGACGCCGACGAUUCCGCUCUUCUGGUACAAGUCGGCCAUGGACGAGGUCAGCCCCGUGGCCGACUCGGACAAGCUGGUGGACACGUACUGCGCCGCGGGGGCGUCGGUCGAGUACGUGCGCGACGUGCUGUCGAACCACGGCGCGUACGCGGUGAUUGGCGCGCCGCUGGCGUUUUCGUGGCUGAAAGGGGUCAUGGAGGGCGGCCAGGGCGUGCCAAAGACGGGGUGCAGCAGGAAGACGCAGCUGUCGGGGGUGCUGGACAAGUCGCAGUUUGAGGUGCUGCCGAAGCUGGUGGCGGACACGCUGCUGGAUCUGCUGGGCAAGAAUGUCGGGCCGAUCUAG
Akanthomyces muscarius is the source of this 1362-nucleotide messenger RNA. RefSeq lists its product as uncharacterized. The coding region runs from base 1 to 1362 and encodes 453 amino acids. Gene Ontology annotation, biological process: lipid catabolic process. The record is from RefSeq and is a predicted model, not a curated record. The transcript has a single exon. Gene Ontology annotation, molecular function: triacylglycerol lipase activity. NCBI's taxonomy places the organism in Eukaryota, Fungi, Ascomycota, Sordariomycetes, Hypocreales, Cordycipitaceae.